AUGCUCGAGGCACACGAAGCGGCUACACUAGCGAGUACCGGCGUUUUCCUGGACAGGUCCGUCUACUUCGCACUUUCCAUCUGUUUCGCAGCCAUCAUUUUCAACUAUCGAGACAAGCCUCUCCUGUAUGAAGACAAGCUUGGUCAAGCCUCGACACUGCUUACAAUCAACGCGCCUGGCGAUUCUGCUUCUAUUGUACACUUGCGUUGA
Messenger RNA from Letharia columbiana, 210 nucleotides. RefSeq lists its product as uncharacterized. The record is from RefSeq and is a predicted model, not a curated record. The transcript has 2 exons. The coding region runs from base 1 to 210 and encodes 69 amino acids. NCBI's taxonomy places the organism in Eukaryota, Fungi, Ascomycota, Lecanoromycetes, Lecanorales, Parmeliaceae.